Molecule: messenger RNA, 1266 nt
Organism: Glarea lozoyensis ATCC 20868
Lineage: Eukaryota; Fungi; Ascomycota; Leotiomycetes; Helotiales; Helotiaceae
Product: (Trans)glycosidase
Exons: 3
Coding region: 1-1266 (421 amino acids)
Molecular function (GO): hydrolase activity, hydrolyzing O-glycosyl compounds
Source: RefSeq, a predicted model, not a curated record
AUGCGGUUCUCUUCAGUCUUACCUCUUGCGUUUGCGUGCUCUGCAGUAGCGGUAGUCAUUCCCUCACCCAAAGCAGCAUGGCCAUACGGACCGCUCGUCACUGACGGACGAUGGAUUCGGAAUACGAAAAACGAGGUCGUCACGCCUGUAGGUGUCAACUGGCCUGGUCAUGGCGAGGCUAUGAUUCCAGAGGGUCUUCAAUACGCGAGUAUCAAUAAAGUGCUUAAGGAUAUCAAGAGCCUAAACCUCAAUAUCAUCCGUCUCACCUUCUCCAUUCAGAUGAUCGAUGAGAUAUACUCGAAAGGCAACGACACCACCGUGAAAGAGUCUUUCCUUAAAGCUCUAGGAACUACCAACGGCACGGCCAUAUACAAGAAGUUCCUCCAGAAGAACCCGCAGUUCGAUGACACGACUACUAGAUUACAGGUAUUCGACGCUGUGGCAGCCGAGGCCUUGAAGCAGGAAAUCUACGUCCAUUUGGACAACCACAUCUCCCGUGCAGAAUGGUGUUGUGGGGAAACCGAUGGCAAUGCCUGGUUCGGAGAUACUUAUUUCAAUGUUGCGAACUGGAAGAGAGGACUUGCGUACAUGGCUGAUCAUGGGAAAGCUUGGCCUGCUUUGGUGAGCUUGGGACUGAGGAAUGAGCCGAGAAAUGCUACUAAUAACCCAACUAUCUCCAAAACAUAUAACUGGGAGACCUGGUACAAGAACAUGAUUCCAGCAGCCAACGGUGUCAACGCCGCCAACCCUGGCCUUCUCAUCUACUUCUCGGGUCUCAACUACGACACCACACUCGCUCCCAUCACCACCGGAGCAAAUCUCGGUUCUGGCACCGUUUUCCGCAAAUCAGACUUCCCAUAUUCCAACAAACUCGUCCUCGAACUGCACAACUACCAAACCACAGCCACAACCUGUCCCUCUAUAACAAACGGUCUCUACAACGGCGGCUACAACGCUCUUAACGCCACAGACCCGAAAGUGAAGAACGUGCUACCAGUGGUGAUGACAGAAUGGGGUCACGACAUGUCGAAUAACGAGUACAAAGGAGUUUAUCAGACGUGUUUGGAUAGUUAUCUCGGUGGGUUGAAGGCUGGAUGGAUGUUCUGGGAGGUUGGGGGAAGUUAUUAUACUAGACAGGGAAAACAGGAUUUCGACGAGACGUGGGCGUUGUUUAAUCAUGAUUGGACGAAUUGGAGACAGAAGGCUUCGGCGGAGUCGAUCAAGGAGAUGGCUAAGAGGACAUUGGCGGGGACGAAGAAGUUGUAG